Macrosteles quadrilineatus (aster leafhopper) is the source of this 646-nucleotide messenger RNA. RefSeq lists its product as uncharacterized. NCBI's taxonomy places the organism in Eukaryota, Metazoa, Arthropoda, Insecta, Hemiptera, Cicadellidae. The transcript has 3 exons. The record is from RefSeq and is a predicted model, not a curated record. The coding region runs from base 1 to 606 and encodes 201 amino acids.
AUGAUCUGCCUCAGCCUGCUGGUGGUGUGUGCUCUGCAAGGGACAUGGGCGCGGACUGUGGGUCUAGGACUAGACAAGGACGUGGGUGUGAAGGUGCAGGGUGGGCCCAGGGAGCAUAACAUCGGGGAGUUACUGGUGGAGGGCCUCAAGGAUGUCCUGAAAGCGAACUUUACCGGAGACUUCGACGCUGGGAUAGAACCGAAGUCGCUCGUUGCCGCGACUAAACAGUUCGUUACGGAAUUACGAGAGUGGAUCAAAGAUGAAGAGGAAGGCAGACACUUCAAGCGCCACAAGAUGAUGGCCCGCAUGGCUCUGUGGAUGAAGACACUUCUGUUGGGUGUUGUGCUGCCCGGUGCAGUGGCUGUGGCUUUGUUUGCAGCCUGGAAGGGAAUCACUCUUAGCCUUAUGGCUCUUUUGUUGGCCGGCAUCAUUGGCAUAAAAGGCCUUGUUGCUUCAGCGUCCAAGGGGGCGGCAGCGCCGCAGCACGUGGUAGUCUCAGGGCUACCCAGCCAUCAUCAUCACCAGUGGCGGAGGGAGCAGCCACCAGAGGCUGGGGGAUGGAGUGACUCAGCACAACACAUCGUGUACCGCGCUUACACAUCAUGAACUUCACACAUCAGCGAUCAGCAACACGUUAAUGACUGAC